Messenger RNA from Schistosoma bovis, 2306 nucleotides. Lineage: Eukaryota; Metazoa; Platyhelminthes; Trematoda; Strigeidida; Schistosomatidae. The record is from the annotation of a GenBank genome assembly.
ACAAUUUGAGAUCAUGCUUUUUACCUGUCGAUAUGAUAUCGUAUAUAAAUGAUGAUUAUAAUCACCAUAACUCACAAGCUUUGAUAUUAACUUUUAUAAAAUGAGCGGUAGUGGGAUUGGAGGUGGUGGCAGUAGUGGUGGAGGUUCUGGUCGUGCACACUUUCGUAGCCAGUUAGGCUGUUGUAUAUGUGGAACAAAGUCAUCAUCCUCUCGUUUUACCUCUAGUCAACGAUAUGCUGAGCAUUUUGGUGCAUGUUUUGGUCCACAGGGGACUACACGUUCAGGAGAUUUAUGCAAUGCAUGCGUUCUUUGUGUUAAACGUUGGCUUCAACGGGGUAGACAACCGAACUUCUUUGUACAGGUUCUUGACAGUAAGAAAGGUCCUGGACCGAAACAUAUGAAAGAGAUUACUAAACGAGCUCGUCGUCGGGAAGCCAAACAACAAGCGGCUGCUGCUAUCGCUUCAUCUGUAAGUAAAGAACAGAAAUCUGUAAAAUCUGCUUCGAUUACUACCACUACCCAUACUCCUACUACACGUUCGUCUUGUGGAAACGGUCAUCAUUGUUUGAAUAGCAGUUCCGGCUCACGUGGCAAUCUUCAUUACACACAAACAAAUCCGAAACCGGAGCAUUAUUCGCAUACAUCACCUAGUUGUAUUCAUGUUCAGUCGAAUAUGUUUUCCCAGCAAUCUUAUAUGGGAGGUACGACACGAUCAAGUGCACAACACUCUCAGGCAUUAUCAAAUGGAUUAAGGUGUUCUUCGCAUAACAAUAGCAACAAUAAUCGUAAUAGUAAUUCCCACUGUUAUAAUCGAUCAUUAAAUCAUAAUAAUAAUAAUAAUAAAAAUGACACUUUAGAACACAUAUGCUGUUCUUGUACAAUUUUGGAUCAGAAGGAAUAUUUAUCGACAUUAUCUCAUCCACAAGGUGCUACACGAACUCGUGCAGCUGCUGCUAGGCAAUUAGAAGCAGCCAGUGCUGCUGCCGCUUUUGCUCGAAAUACUACCGGUGUCCUAUCUACUUCAUUACCAUCGUGUAAUAGUCAUCAUCGUCAUAGUAGUAGUAACUUAGUGCUUCAUUCAGAAAACAUAAAAAUGACUACAUCAUCAGAUUCCAGUGAAAGUGAUCCUAAUAAUAGUUAUGAUAUUAACCAACAAAAAUGUUGUUCCGAAACUGCAACAUCGGCUUCAAGUUGUUCUAGUUGUUGCGCCUGUGGAGGAGGUAGCCUAAGUUGCUGCAGUGGAAGCACAAGCGGGUUCGGGUCGAAUUCUUCAGACCUGUCACUUACGAGUAGUGUUAAUUAUCCCGGAAUGAAAACUAAUACACACCACAAUAAAAAACAACACAAUUAUUCAAACUGUACAUGUCAUGAUAAUAAAACUGUUGAAAUAAGUAAUUUUUCAAUAGAUUACAAUUGUUCCACUCAACGAUCCUACUGUCAUCACCAAUCUCGACGUGCUAAUGAAUUUAGAUAUCCUCAAUUACCACAAACUGGCCAAAUCAAUAUAAAUAGUAAUGGCACAUGCGGUAACAAUAAUAGUAACGAAGAUGAAAAGGGUGCAUCUAUAUUUAUAAAUGGUAAUGCUGGAAAUUUUCAGAACUCUAAUGAUACUCAACAAACAUCUUAUGCUGCAUCGGGACAAAAUAAUUCGAUUGCAAAUACCAAUGUAGCCACAACAUCAUUAACAACAACAACAACUAUUCCUACCCGACGUUAUAACCGUAGAGUUGUCCUACCUCCAGUAAGAAUGACCCAUAACCCCGAAGUGGAUUCUUUAUUACGUGAAAUCAUGGAAAGAAAUAGUCAGGCUGUAAAUUUCGAUUCUCGUGAAAUGCAUAUGGCUGUUCAACAAGAAUUACGACUUCGUAAUCGUACCAUUCAUACUGCUGCUUCAGUUUCUGGUGGGUCCAUUUCUUCAAUUAGUUCGGCUGACGGCUCUAUAGAAGCCAAUGCCGGGUCCAGUAGUCAAACAUCAACUAAUGGCGUGAAAUGCAACCAUCGUCAUAGUUCUCCGAAUCAUGAACAUUUGGCUAAACGUCAUUGUUCACAUCAUUGUUAUUUCAGUUGCGAAUAAAAUGAAGAAAAAUGAAGAUAUUUUGUUUUCUCAUAUCUGCUUGGUCUUUAAUAUACACCACUAUCGUACAGCAUUAUCAUCUCUGUUAUUAGCACAAGUAUCAGUCUUAACAUACAUAUAUAUAAUACUCGUGUACAGGUUUGAACUGUGUACUGAGCAAUUAAUUGGCUGUUAAAGUUUAUCUGUGUGUUGUAGAAAUUUCAUUUUCAAUAUUUUUGUUUUUAAUAUUCCC